This is a messenger RNA of Neurospora tetraspora, 1446 nucleotides long. RefSeq names its product armadillo-type protein. Gene Ontology annotation, biological process: proton transmembrane transport. The transcript is spliced from 3 exons. The coding region runs from base 1 to 1446 and encodes 481 amino acids. Gene Ontology annotation, cellular component: vacuolar proton-transporting V-type ATPase, V1 domain; fungal-type vacuole membrane. Gene Ontology annotation, molecular function: proton-transporting ATPase activity, rotational mechanism. The record is from RefSeq and is a predicted model, not a curated record. Lineage: Eukaryota; Fungi; Ascomycota; Sordariomycetes; Sordariales; Sordariaceae.
AUGUCCCUGGACCCGCCAACCUAUCUCGCGUCGCUGCAAAGCAAUAUCCGUCAACGGCCCAUCCCGUGGGAUGGCGCCGUCCGCGCAGGCACUCUGACGGAGGAGCAGUUGGCAAAGAUCCGGGCUGUCGACAAAGUCAAGCGGGAUGUGCGCAAACAAGUCAUCGAGGCCGACCUGGAUGGAUACAAGACACUCUUUACUGGCAAGAAUGAAAAGAGGAGCGUGCUAGAAUCGGCGUCCAAGCGACCAGACGUGUGCCAGUACCUCCUCGUCUUGCUCAGCGACUUGCUAGACAAUGUUCCCGCUCUGUCGAAAGCCUUCUUCGAAUCUGACGAUUCCAAUCCCUACAAGGACAUCCUGCCGCUCCUUGCGCAUUCGACCAACACCGAAGACCCGAUCCCUCUUCUUACCUCUAUAGUUCUCGUCAAGCUCAUGGCUGGCUCCAGAGAUGAAUCCACAGCUACUGCCGAGAAGGCAUUGCCUAUGCUAUACAGUUAUCUAGCUUCCCUAACCAAGAACUCGGACGCCGGACUGCAGGAUAUUGGCGUCCAAGAGUACUCGCAACUCCUCUACAGCCAUGUCUGCAGGCAGCAAUUCUGGAAGCAACGCAGCGAAACGGUCGGGCCGUUGAUCGACAUUCUACGUGCUGCUGCUGGUGUUUCUGGCGGCGAUGCCUCAGCCAAUCUGUGGAGUGGGACUACCGCCCCCCUAAGGAGCGGUUUCGAAGCUUCGGUUGGUGGCGGAGUCGGUCUACAGCUCCUCUACCAUGUGCUUCUUGUCCUGUGGCAGUUAAGUUUCGAGGCUGCGGAAAUUGGUGAUGAUUUGAACGAUGAAUACGAGAUUGUGCUGCUUUAUACCCAUCUUCUCCGACUCUCGCCAAAGGAAAAGACGACGCGACUCCUCAUCGCAACGCUUUACAACUUGCUGUCGAACAACCAGAACUCCCUCCUCCCUACUGCCGUGCUUGCUCGCCUCCCCCAGUUGCUGCAGAACCUUUCGAGCCGGCAGUUUACGGAUCCAGAUCUUGUUGAGGAUCGAGACAAGCUGCGGGAGCUUGUUGAAGAGUACACCAAGACCAAAACGACAUUUGACGAGUACGUCGCCGAGGUCAACUCGGGCCAUCUGAGAUGGUCGCCCCCGCAUCGCAGCACUGUCUUUUGGGCGGAAAACGCUCGCAAGAUUCUGGACUACGAGAAUGGCGAGAUUGUGCGCAAGUUGGCCGAGAUUAUGCAGAAGCCUUGGGAGAACGACAAGGCGGUAUUGGCGAUUGCGUGCAAUGAUGUUGGCUUCUUGGUUCGCGAAGCACCCGAGAAGCGAAGCCAGCUGGAGAGAUAUGGUAUCAAAUCACGAAUCAUGGAGUUGAUGGGCGAAGCUGAUGAAAAUGUCCGGUGGGAAAGCCUGCGCGCCCUUGGUGGAUGGUUGCAGUACAGCUUUGAUACCAAGUGA